Oncorhynchus nerka (sockeye salmon) is the source of this 2040-nucleotide messenger RNA. It is a transcript of the gene otx2b, whose product is annotated as orthodenticle homeobox 2b. Gene Ontology annotation, cellular component: nucleus. Gene Ontology annotation, biological process: multicellular organism development; regulation of transcription by RNA polymerase II. Lineage: Eukaryota; Metazoa; Chordata; Actinopteri; Salmoniformes; Salmonidae. The record is from RefSeq and is a predicted model, not a curated record. Gene Ontology annotation, molecular function: DNA-binding transcription factor activity, RNA polymerase II-specific; RNA polymerase II cis-regulatory region sequence-specific DNA binding. The transcript is spliced from 3 exons. The coding region runs from base 113 to 1030 and encodes 305 amino acids.
AGCGGCAAAAUCGAGACAGUGAGAAAAAGAACAGAUAAACAACCAAGGACAUCUACGGGCCUUACCCAAUUUUCAACAUUUUCUCCAACUUUACCCCCAGUCCAACAUUAGCAUGAUGUCGUAUCUGAAGCAACCACCUUACACAGUCAACGGACUGAGCUUAACGACAUCCGGAAUGGACCUUCUGCAUCCAUCCGUAGGCUAUCCAGGUGGGUUUCAGAACUUUUUACGCUUAUGCAUCUGUUUAUUUUCAACAGCGACACCCCGCAAGCAGAGACGAGAAAGGACGACUUUCACACGCGCCCAACUUGACAUUUUGGAGGCACUGUUCGGCAAAACUCGCUAUCCUGAUAUAUUCAUGCGCGAGGAAGUAGCACUAAAAAUCAACCUACCAGAGUCUCGUGUACAGGUUUGGUUUAAGAACCGAAGGGCAAAGUGUCGCCAGCAGCAACAGCAGCAGCAGAACGGGGGCCAGAACAAGGUGCGACCAGCCAAAAAGAAGAGUUCUCCAGCCAGGGAAGCGAGCUCUGAAAGCGGGGCGAGUGGCCAGUUCACACCGCCCUCAAGUACUUCAGUCCCGACCAUCUCAACCAGCACCGCACCGGUAUCUAUCUGGAGUCCAGCCUCUAUCUCUCCGAUGGCUGACCCUCUCUCUACCUCCUCUUCCUGCAUGCAAAGAUCAUACCCAAUGACCUACACACAGGCCUCGGGAUACAGCCAAGGCUAUGGCGGAUCAACGUCAUACUUCGGCGGAAUGGACUGUGGUUCUUACCUUACUCCCAUGCAUCACCAGCUGUCUGGCCCCGGGACGACACUCAGUCCUAUGAGCACCAACGCUGUCACAAGCCAUCUGAGCCAGUCCCCUGCGUCCCUCUCCACUCAGAGCUACGGAGCCUCGGGGCUAGGCUUCAACUCCACGGCGGACUGCUUGGAUUAUAAGGACCAAGCGGCAUCCUGGAAACUGAACUUCAAUGCAGAUUGCUUGGAUUAUAAAGAUCAGACUUCAUCUUGGAAAUUCCAAGUCCUGUGAAAAAAACAAUGUGUAAACUAUUCAAACAAAGACAAUGAUAAAUCAAACAUAUAGCUCUGACAUCCUUCAAUAAGAUAUAUGCUUAAAAUACUGAAUAUUCGUGUCGUCGGUAAGGAACUGCGAGAGAGAGGGGGCUAUGGGUGGCGCCUCGCGUUGUUGGCAUGAUGUUUGGCCCCAGCCUGUAGAGGAGAAUUUAGAAUUUAUUUUAGCUUUGGCUAAGAGACUUUAUUUUCAUUAACCUCACAGGUUAUAGCCCUCUCACAUGUAUGUCUGUCAGUGUGUGCCUCUAUGCUUACAACACCUGUUGGUUAAUUUAAGGAAAACUCGGAGGUGACCCUUAGUAAUUUAUGGUACAUCACAGCCAGGGAACAAAUCCUUAUCCCAGAACAACAUUGCUAGAGGAGCGGAUCUUUUGGUUAAGAGCUUUGGAUGGACAGGCUUCGUUUAAGCCUUAUAACUUGCAGACCUAUUGGUAGAGAGACUGAUCAGGAUGGUGUGUGGACUGCGCGCACCCGAGGCGACAUGGAUGCACUACUUUAUUUAACAAAAAGUCUUUAUAAGGAAUCAAUAUGUAGUUUCUAAGAGACAAUCAGUGUGUGUCUUAUAUAAAUGGUACAUAUGUGUUUUUUUUAAUCUGUGCUAGCCUUCGAAACUGUGAUCUGUUGUAUUGUAUGCAAUUUGUGAGCUCCCUCGCAUCAGCGAUGACUCUCUGCUGUGAUUUUAAUAGAUUUGUAACUUUUUGAUCAACAAAAAAAUAAUGGAUAAUGAGAAAAUAAUUAUUAUUGCAAGAGACAACCUGACUGUCCAAACCCAUGGUAGAACAUCUGAGGUGAUACUGGAAAAGAAGCUCUAGAUUUGCGCGUUGUUCUCCGUUGAUCACACGCUGAUUGUGGAUAUAACAUGGCUCCAAAGAUGGUGUGACCCCACCGCUGAACAGACAUGAAUAAAGGUCCUGUGAUCUGACCCCCCUCCCCCCAUUUAUCAAUUAACUUAAUAUGGAUUCACUAUUG